AUGGGCCAGAAACGCUCCAGAGAACAAGACGGCCUGUCCGGCGGCCCUGACAAGGCUGCCGACAAGAUGGACGAGGACGGCAGCGAUGAAUCCGAUUUCGACAUGGUCGACGUUGAUUUUGAAUGGUUCAACUUCGACCCCGAAAUUGACUUCCACGGUGUCAAGUCACUGCUGCGCCAACUCUUUGACGUCGACGCCAACCUCUUCACCAUGUCAUUUCUCGCCGACCUCGUCCUGUCGCAACCGACAAUCGGGUCAACUGUCAAGAUCGACGGCAAAAACACCGACGCAUACGCCAUGCUCUCUAUUCUGAAUACCGCAGUGCACAAGGACGCCGAAACCUUCAAAGAAGUUCUGCAAUACUUGGUCCAAAAAGCUGGCACCAAUGCGGCCCUGGCUCCCGUCGCGGAGCUGAUCAAUGCCAACAAGCACAUUGGCCUCAUCUUCUCCGAGCGCUUCAUCAACAUGCCCUCCGAUAUUGCCCCGCCGAUGUACUCGAUGCUGAUCGACGAGAUUGAGGCCGCUGUCGAGGACAAGGAGCCCUACGAGUUCUCGCACUACCUCAUUCUGAGCCGCACUUAUACCGAAGUCGAGUCGACGCUCGACGUUGAGGACCGGAAAAAGAAGAAAGCCAAGGAAGAGGCUUCCACCUUCUAUUUCCACCCCGAAGACGAAGUGCUACAAAAACAUGCGACUGCUUUUGGUGGAUUCGCCUACACCAAAGAGGGCGAUGCGGUUGCUGACAGCAAGCGGGCGUUCCAAGAGAUGGGCAUCAAGGCCCAAGGACACAUGAUUCUUAUUGAAGCACCCAAAUUUCAGGAAGCUAUCAAGGCAGUCAAAGAAUAUAUCAACCCCGACCAAUAG
Molecule: messenger RNA, 864 nt
Organism: Cordyceps militaris CM01
Lineage: Eukaryota; Fungi; Ascomycota; Sordariomycetes; Hypocreales; Cordycipitaceae
Exons: 2
Coding region: 1-864 (287 amino acids)
Cellular component (GO): nucleus
Source: RefSeq, a predicted model, not a curated record